AGGUUGAUGAAGAGUGGCAAGGACUUGAUGAAAAUGUUGCCCAUGUCCCCUUCUUUGCGGAGCGCUACUCUGAAGCCGAAAUGAUUAAAAGGUCACAGAUGUUUUAUGAGCUUCUUAAUAAGAGGCGAUCUGUCAGGUUUCUCAGUGAUGAGCCGGUCCCCAGGGAGGUUAUCGAUAAUGUCAUCAGAACAGCAGGUACUUCACCCAGUGGAGCUCACACUGAGCCCUGGACCUUUGUGGUAGUGCAAGAUCCAUGUUUAAAACAUAAAAUUCGUGAGAUUGUAGAAGAAGAAGAAGAAAUCAACUACAAAAGAAGGAUGGGAGACAAAUGGGUUAAUGACCUGAAAAGACUGAGAACAAACUGGAUCAAAGAGUACUUGGACACUGCUCCAUAUCUGAUCCUCAUUUUCAAGCAGGUAUAUGGACAACUCCCAAAUGGCAAAAAGAAGACCCACUACUACAAUGAAAUCAGCGUCUCUAUUGCCUGUGGUAUCCUGCUUGCUGCGCUGCAGAACGCGGGUCUGUACACUGUGACCUCCACACCCCUCAACUGCGGCCCCCAACUCCGGGUGCUACUCCAGCGCCCAGCAAAUGAGAAGCUACUCUUGCUGCUCCCCGUUGGCUAUCCCAAGAAAGAUGCUACUGUGCCCACGCUGACCCGAAAGCCACUGGAAGACAUCAUGGUGGUCAUGUGA
This is a messenger RNA of Tauraco erythrolophus (red-crested turaco), 695 nucleotides long. The record is from RefSeq and is a predicted model, not a curated record. Lineage: Eukaryota; Metazoa; Chordata; Aves; Musophagiformes; Musophagidae.